AAUGGGUCGUCCGACAUGAACCUGUACUAUUUGAAUUCUGCUUCUAACUCCAGGUCAUUUUGGAUCAAGUUCAAAACCAUCUCCCUUUUCCCUGAAGGACAUGGACAUGAGUCAAAGAGACGGGCGAGUGUCCCCUCCGCCCCCUCUGAAGAGGUCAUCGCCCGAUUAUCCCAAAAGAAGAAGCAAAGGGAAGGGAAGGCACCCACGGUCGUGGUCAGUGUUAAUGAAUGGCCAGAGGCAGGGAGGGACUGGGAGGCUUGGUGCCCUUCGCAGAGAGAGAGAGUCUUGGGUUCAGAUCUGUCCGGAGCCUCCUUUCGUGCAGCCAUGAAGCUCCUGGUUGUGCUCUUUGCUUUGACCGUGGUCACAGGAGGCCAAGCCGUGACAGCCAGUUCAGAGCUCAGCUUAGGAACUUUGAUUGGAAAAUUUUCCACGUUCGAGUUUAAUUCCCUCUUUGCCGUGUAUGGGAAAGUAGCGAAAAUCCUCCAAGCUUUGGAUACCCCGGUUGUCAUCGAACAGCUGAACAAAAUCCCUGGAAAACUAGAGAGAGCGCUUCCUCCUGAGAUCAGUGAAGUGAAGGAGAUCUUGUCUGAUCUCUCUAAAACCUACAAGGUGCACACUUAUCGGGUUUUUGAUGAUUGGAGCAGCCGCUAUUUCCAGGAAGGUGAAGCUGUCAUGAAGGCGCUGGAGUUGUACGUUGACCCAGUGGCCUCCAAGGCGCUGUGGUGCGUGGAGUGGCUGGAGGAGAACAUCAAGCCCGUGGUGAUUCAAAUGUACCAGCCGUUUGAUAGCUCCCUCAAUCAGGCACUGGAGUCCCUGGGAAGCACGCUGUCCUCUUACACCGAGCAGGAAGAAAUUGGGGAAAUCCUCCAGACCUCGCUGGAUGAAGCGGCCAAGCUGUUCCGGAUGGGGAUGGAGAACCUCAACAAGCAGUUGAAGCCCUACUUGAUCCCAUUCCUGAAGGAGUACAAGAAGUACGACCCAGCGCUCAGAGAGUGGCUGGAAGCACCGUUGUUCCCCCCUCCAAAAGAAGACUAACGCCCAAAAGGGAAAUCCUAGGGGAAACUGGCCAGGGAGUGACCAUCGGGUCAAGCAAUAUGGCUGCCUCCUCAUCACAGAAUAAAUUUUUCCAUUUAUUUGGGAGGUUUGAAUACCUGUCAAACUUUAUGAAAUGUGCUGCACUUUUCUGUACGCGUUAUGUCAGUUCUUUCUAGCAAUUACGCUGUCCUAUCGUCCACCUGGCCAGAUGAAUAAAAGUUCUGUUACUGCCUUAAAA
Molecule: messenger RNA, 1273 nt
Organism: Anolis carolinensis (green anole)
Lineage: Eukaryota; Metazoa; Chordata; Lepidosauria; Squamata; Anolidae
Exons: 3
Coding region: 16-1035 (339 amino acids)
Source: RefSeq, a predicted model, not a curated record